Molecule: messenger RNA, 2478 nt
Organism: Zootermopsis nevadensis
Lineage: Eukaryota; Metazoa; Arthropoda; Insecta; Blattodea; Termopsidae
Product: basic helix-loop-helix family member dimmed
Biological process (GO): positive regulation of transcription by RNA polymerase II; sensory organ development; axon development
Cellular component (GO): nucleus
Molecular function (GO): E-box binding; DNA-binding transcription factor activity, RNA polymerase II-specific; protein dimerization activity
Source: RefSeq, a predicted model, not a curated record
UUACAGUACGCGUCGAGACGUAGAGAUAGUCAGUCGAUUCGUCAGUCGCGCUGUGAGCGUUCCUACUGCACUAACAGGAUAAAAGGUUAUCAGUAUCGUAACACAGGUGUUUUAACGUCGCCUCGGAAACUCUCUGCUCUUUGCGUGCUUUAAUGCGGCACCGCUGAGUGUAUAAUAAAGUGUCGCUAACAUGUGAAGUGCUGGGACUUUUAACGCAAGUUCAUCUCAUUUUCCGUAAUAGAAAAUGAGACAAUAUUUUCAGUAAGCGGACACAAUAAAUGGCCUAAAAUAGGUAAAUACAAUAUUUACAAUUCUAUCAGACAGUACUGAUGGUUGCUGUAAUUUCUUAAAAUUAUACUUACUGGUGUUGCAACUCUGAGUGUAUUUUAUCGUAAUUAAUUGAAUUCUGUUGACCACUGCUAUCAUUACUCUAAAACAGGACCUUAUUUGAAGAAGAUUUUACAUAUUCUUGAUUCCUGCUUUAGUAAACGACAGUUCUAUUCAACUGAAUAUACUGAAAAGUAUGAUAUCGUGGCCUAUUUUAACAUACUAUUGCAGAGGAAAAAUGCCAUGAAAAUUUUAAGUCUUUGUUUUUUUUAACCUGGGACGUCACAAAUACGAAGCAGUGGUGUUUAACUCGACCGCGACUUUAGUUUUUACGUGUUCAAAUUCCUUUGUAAUGUCAGAACGCCAUGAGAGGAUUUCGUUUGAAAGAAGGAUCUCAUGAUGAAUGGGAAAAUAUUCAUGUGAGAACUACAACCAAUCACCCAGAGACGUUUCGAGAAUUCCAAUACUCGAAACGUUGUGUAUCAGGCAGUGGGCUGUGUUAACCGGGCAAAAUCAACAGUAAGUGUUAACAGUAUAAAUCAUUCGGCUUGUGUAAAUAAUAUUUAAACAUUCAGUUCCUACCGCAAAGAAAACUACGCGUCUCCGUUACAAAGAUAAAUUUGUUAAUGCUGUUUAUGGAAAUAAUGACUGUUUAUUCUGAUAAUGAUAUGAAACCUAUUAAUCACUGUGGGGAAAAUUCUGAGUUAUUUGUUAUUACAGCAGGUGGAAUAUAUAGUCACCACUGUGCUUCAAAUAAUUAAUCUGACUGAGUAAUAUUAAAUACUUAAUUAGGUACUUAUUAGCGUGAUGACAUACUAACACUUAGAAUGCAAGAAAUGUAACAGCGCGCUUCGGUACCCGCAAUCUGUCUGUGACCUGUUUCUUCACCUCCGAGGCCGGAAUGCAGUUGUUACAGUAAUAUUAGGACAUUCCUUCGUACCUAAACGUGUAAAAAAACAAUGGGAUUUGAGGUUCUCACGGCAAAGUCCCUGAAGAUGGAGGCAGUAUCUUCCUCCGAAAUGUAGGCACCUAUCGACAAGUCCACACGGCUUUACAACCCAGAAGACCAACAGAGCAGAUUUACUCUAAGUCCAGCAUAAAGGGUAAAAUCUCGACGAUGCGCUCGGAACCCGCAGAAGGUUCGGCGGCGGCGGCCGCUAUGGCAACCAGCAGCGACGCCACGGAGCUAGGAGGAUGCUGGGAGCAGAACGAGGGGUCUGACGAGCCGUAUUCUGGCGGCAGGAGGAGUCGCUCCGGGCGCAGAUCCAGACGCGUUUCCAACGUCUCGCCAGAACUCGACCUCACGGACUCCUCCUCCGUGAGCGACGACACGACAGCGUAUAUCACGAGAAGUUCCCGGCGACUGCAGAACGUCUCUGCCAACUCAAACCAGUACCUAUCAGUGCCAAGUUCAGUUGGAGCUGGGGCCUCGUCCAGAAGAAGAAAACCAGUACUCAGUGCCAAAGAGAGGAAUCUGAGACGCCUCGAGAGCAACGAGAGAGAGAGAAUGAGGAUGCACAGCCUCAACGACGCGUUCCAGUCCCUACGAGAAGUUAUCCCUCAUGUGAAAAAAGAACGACGCCUAUCAAAAAUUGAGACACUCACCCUUGCAAAAAACUAUGUUAUGGCCCUCACGAAUGUCAUCUGUGAGAUGAGAGGUGAAGUCUUGCCCUAUGCAGCCGCCCUUGGUGGGGACGGUGACAGUGUCACAUCCCACAGCAGUGGACAACCGUCACCAGCAUCAUUUGCAUCCGACCAGUCAUCAAUGCCAACUCCACCACUCGACAACAAUGAGAACAGUUUCUGUGAGUCAGCAAUGAAUGCAGCACCUACGAUGACACUCCUCUAAUCUUGCGGAAUAUGGUGCACAAGGUGUUUAAAUGUACUUAGGUUCUGAACCAACUCUGAUAAGAAACAUGGGAAAUCAGCUGUGGAUAAUCUUUUUCAACCUAAAAGCUAGCAUUGUUGAAUGAGAUGCAACAAUGAAGAUGACACCAAAAUAGCAAAUCUUUACAUGUCCAACUUCAUGUGAUCACAGUGGCCAUACAACUAACAACAUUCCACUUACUCAUUAAAUAAUUCCCAAGUGUAAAUUUCGUUUUCAUUAUCAGCUGCAACGGCAACAUUUCCAUGAUCUUCAGGAUAUAUAUA